Messenger RNA from Dichotomopilus funicola, 1629 nucleotides. Its product is annotated as malate synthase. Gene Ontology annotation, cellular component: cytoplasm; peroxisomal matrix. The record is from RefSeq and is a predicted model, not a curated record. Gene Ontology annotation, biological process: glyoxylate cycle. The coding region runs from base 1 to 1629 and encodes 542 amino acids. The transcript has 5 exons. Lineage: Eukaryota; Fungi; Ascomycota; Sordariomycetes; Sordariales; Chaetomiaceae. Gene Ontology annotation, molecular function: malate synthase activity.
AUGGCCAGCACCCAGACCAUCCUCCAGGGCGUCAACGUCUUGGGCCCCAUCCAGGACUCGCAGCGCAAGAUCCUCACGCCGGAGGCGCUUGCCUUCCUGGCCCUCCUGCAGCGCUCGUUCAACGGCACGCGCAAGGCUCUCCUGGAGCGCCGCAAGAUCCGCCAGGCGGAGCUCGACCGCGGCGCCCUGCCCGAUUUCCUGCCAGAGACGAAGCACAUCCGCGACGACCCGACAUGGAAGGGCGCGCCGCCUGCUCCUGGUCUUGUGGACCGCCGUGUUGAGAUCACGGGGCCUACGGAUCGCAAGAUGGUUGUUAAUGCGCUGAAUGCCAAUGUGUGGACGUACAUGGCUGAUUUUGAGGACUCGAGCGCCCCGACGUGGGACAACAUGGUGAACGGCCAGGUAAACCUGUACGAUGCCGUCCGCCGCCAGGUUGACUUCAAGCAAGGGCCCAAGGAGUACAAGCUCCGGACCGACAGGACGCUGCCCACGCUCAUUGUGCGGCCGCGUGGCUGGCAUCUCGAGGAGAAGCACGUCACAGUCGAUGGCGAGCCCAUGAGCGGGUCUCUCUUUGACUUUGGCCUGUACUUCUUCCACAACGCCGCCGAGGCCGUCAAGCGCGGCUCCGGUCCUUACUUCUACCUGCCCAAGAUGGAGUCUCACCUCGAGGCCCGCCUGUGGAACGACGCCUUCAACCUGGCCCAGGACUACAUUGGCAUGCGGCGCGGUACCAUCCGCGGCACCGUGCUGAUCGAGACGAUCCUGGCGGCGUUUGAGAUGGACGAGAUCAUCUACGAGCUGCGCGACCACAGCUCGGGUCUCAACUGCGGCCGCUGGGAUUACAUUUUCAGUGUCAUCAAGAAGUUCCGUCAGAACUCCAACUUUGUGCUGCCCGACCGCAGCGCCGUCACCAUGACUGUCCCGUUCAUGGAUGCCUAUGUCAAGCUCCUCAUCCAGACCUGCCACAAGCGCGGGGUCCACGCGAUGGGCGGCAUGGCAGCCCAAAUCCCCAUCAAGGACGACCCGGCAGCAAACGAGAAGGCCAUGGAGGGCGUUCGGGCGGACAAGCUGCGCGAGGUGCGCGCAGGCCACGACGGCACCUGGGUUGCGCACCCGGCGCUGGCGGCGAUCGCGACGGACAUCUUCAACAAGCACAUGCCCACGCCCAACCAGCUCUUUGUGCGGCGCGAGGACGUCAGCAUCGGUGCCAACGACCUGCUUAACAUGAACGUGCCGGGCAAGAUUACCGAGGAAGGUAUUCGCAAGAACCUCAACAUUGGCCUUGGGUACAUGGAGGCCUGGGUUCGCGGCGUCGGUUGCGUGCCCAUCAACUACCUCAUGGAGGAUGCCGCCACCGCUGAAGUCUCGCGCAGUCAGCUCUGGCAAUGGGUGCGCCACGGCGUGACCACGGCCGAGGGCAAGCGUGUCGACAAGGGCUACGCGCUGAAGCUGCUCAAGGAGCAGGCGCAGGAGCUGGCGUCCAAGGCCCCCAAGAGCAACAAGUACCAUCUGGCUGCGCAGUACUUUGCGGGCCAGGUCACUGGGGAGGACUAUGCUGACUUUUUGACCUCGCUGCUGUACAACGAGAUUACGUCUCAGGAGACGCCAAAGCCGGCCGCUAAGCUCUAA